AUGUACGUGAGUUACCUUUUGGAGAGGGACACCGGCAUGUACACUAAUCCUGUAAGACACCCUAAUCUUAAUUUAAACCAUCAGAACUUUUUCCCUUCGCCCUCAUAUUCGGAGUACGCUGCUGGUUAUCACCAUGUGUCCGCUCUCGGUAAUGACCACCAUCAUGGUGGUCAGACCGGGGGCGCGUGGAACCCCAGUUAUGCACCUUCACGCGAGGAAUGGUCUCUCUACGGACAUGGGAGCGGACACCCCACGCCCAACCCAGGGCCGAUAAACUCUGGCGAUGUUACCCUCAUUCCGGCAACUGAACAAGGGUUUGUUCCGUCGUCUAUCGGUUCUUCGGCCGCACAGCUGUCGCCAGACUCAGAGAGAGAUCCCUAUCAGUGGAUGAGACGCAGCGUUCCACCUGGAAACUCAGGAGGGAAGACUCGAACCAAAGACAAAUACCGAGUGGUCUACAGUGACCAUCAGCGCCUGGAGCUGGAAAAGGAGUUCCAUUACAGCCGAUACAUCACCAUCAGGAGGAAGGCAGAGUUGGCUGUGGCCCUCAACCUAUCAGAACGACAGGUGAAGAUCUGGUUUCAGAACAGACGUGCUAAAGAGAGGAAGAUUAACAAGAAGAAGAUGCAGCAGUCCCAGCAGGCUUCAACAACCACACCAACCCCACCCACUGUUGGUGGUCAUGGCAACCUAUCAGUAGUUACCAGCGCUAGCAGCAGCUUGUUGACGGACACACUAUCGACAACUAUUAAAGAGGAAUACUAA
Messenger RNA from Chanos chanos (milkfish), 765 nucleotides. RefSeq names its product caudal type homeobox 1a (gene cdx1a). The transcript has 3 exons. Bases 1 to 765 code for a protein of 254 amino acids. Gene Ontology annotation, biological process: anterior/posterior axis specification; cell differentiation; animal organ morphogenesis. Gene Ontology annotation, molecular function: RNA polymerase II transcription regulatory region sequence-specific DNA binding; DNA-binding transcription factor activity, RNA polymerase II-specific. The record is from RefSeq and is a predicted model, not a curated record. Lineage: Eukaryota; Metazoa; Chordata; Actinopteri; Gonorynchiformes; Chanidae. Gene Ontology annotation, cellular component: nucleus.